AUGUCGUCCGAGGACAAAUACGAGACGCUGGAGAAGAUUGGCCAUGGCUCCUUUGGCAUCAUCCGCAAGGUCCGCCGCAAGGCAGACGGCUUCAUCAUGUGCCGCAAAGAAAUCUCCUACCUCCGAAUGACGCAGAAAGAACGCGAGCAGCUGCACUCCGAGUUCCAGAUCCUCUCGCACCUCCGGCACCCCAACAUCGUCGCCUACUACCACCGCGAGCACCUCAAGGCGAGCCAGGACCUUCACCUGUACAUGGAAUACUGCGGCAACGGCGACUUGGGCCGCGUGAUCAAGGAGCUGCAGACAAAGGGCCAGAGGGCGCAGGAGAGCUUCGUCUGGAGCAUCUUUAGCCAGCUGGUCCUGGCCCUGUAUCGCUGCCAUUACGGAGUAGACCCUCCAGAUGUUGGCGGCAAUGUCUUGGGCACGGCGGGCGGAGCGGCGCCCAAGACUCCGGCUGGAGCGGUGACGAUUCUGCAUCGAGAUUUGAAGCCCGAAAACGUAUUCCUCGGCGAAGACAACUCGGUCAAACUGGGCGACUUUGGCCUGUCCAAGAUGAUCAAGUCCCACGAUUUUGCCUCCACAUACGUCGGAACCCCGUUCUACAUGUCGCCCGAGAUCUGCGCGGCCGAGAAAUACACGCUCAAGUCCGACAUUUGGUCAUUGGGAUGCAUCAUCUACGAGCUCUGCGCUCGCGAGCCCCCUUUCAACGCAAAGUCGCACUACCAACUCGUGCAGAAGAUUAAAGAGGGCCGAGUGCCCCCCCUGCCCGACAUGUACUCUGCCGAGCUCAACCAGGUCAUCAAGGAUUGUCUCAAGGUCAAUCCCGAUAGAAGACCGGAUACUGCACAGCUGCUUCAGCUGCCGGUUGUGAAGCUCGUGAGAAAGGAAAAGGAGGUGGUCGACCUCAACAGGGCGCUCAAGGCGCGUGAGGAGAUUCUUCGCGAAAAGGAGGCGGACCUGAACCUGCGGCUGGUGAAUCUGGACAAGGACAAGCAUUUGAUGCGCCAGGAGCUGGAUGCGUCGGUUCGAAGGGAGUGGGAGGUCAAGGCCCGGCUGGAGAUUGACCGCCAGGUGAGCGCCGAGGUGGAGAGGCUCAAGAAGCAGUUUGAAGAAGAGGUCAGGAAUCGCGUGGAGAAGGAGCUGGAGAGCCGCCGUAAGAGAACGCCUCCUCCGCCUCCGGUGGAAGACGUGCGGAUUGACUCGCCCAUGGCAAAGUCGGAUCGGGCACACAACUCGUCCGCGGAUGGGAGCGGCGACGAGUUCCCUUCCACGACGGACAUCACGGAGCUGUCGUACUCGGCCGAGAGCCCGGACCUCAACAAGGAUUUGAAGCGAGCUGCGCGGACGCCCUUUCAGCGGGCGCAGACCAUGUAUGUCGGCCAGAUGGGCACUCCGAUGGACAUCGAGAUGCAGUCGCCCAGUCCCAUGGCCAUCGCGUCGCUGUCGCUGUCGCCGCGCCGCCACAAGAAGCUCCUGACGCACCAGGCCGAGUCGGCGGGCAGGAUAGCUAAGAGCAACGUUAAGGGCCGCACGCUCAUCGAGCUAUCGCAGGCCCGCGCGGGAGGUCGACCGAUGAGCGUCCCGAGCCGCGUGGCCAGCACCGGAUACGGGCCGGUGGCCGUGUGGGACCCGGAGACGGACGAGAUGCCGAGUCCCUUUUUGGACCGGCGCCGCAUUGCGAGGGUCUAG
Molecule: messenger RNA, 1689 nt
Organism: Trichoderma reesei QM6a
Lineage: Eukaryota; Fungi; Ascomycota; Sordariomycetes; Hypocreales; Hypocreaceae
Exons: 5
Coding region: 1-1689 (562 amino acids)
Biological process (GO): chromosome segregation; protein phosphorylation
Cellular component (GO): nucleus; cytoplasm; centrosome
Molecular function (GO): ATP binding; protein kinase activity
Source: RefSeq, a predicted model, not a curated record